This is a messenger RNA of Annulohypoxylon truncatum, 2238 nucleotides long. RefSeq names its product ferric reductase NAD binding domain-containing protein. Gene Ontology annotation, cellular component: plasma membrane; NADPH oxidase complex. The record is from RefSeq and is a predicted model, not a curated record. Gene Ontology annotation, molecular function: superoxide-generating NAD(P)H oxidase activity. NCBI's taxonomy places the organism in Eukaryota, Fungi, Ascomycota, Sordariomycetes, Xylariales, Hypoxylaceae. Gene Ontology annotation, biological process: defense response; superoxide anion generation. The coding region runs from base 95 to 1633 and encodes 512 amino acids. The transcript is spliced from 2 exons.
AUUAACGAGGGUUACCGAAGAUUGUUGGUGCCAUACGUGAGUUCAUUUUUCAAGACAAAUUACUGACGAGUGUAUUAGCUUCGUCUUCAUUUUUAUGGUGCUUCACGCCUUCGUCUUCGCUUUCGGAUUCGUCAAUUACGCCGUCAAGGACAAUUUGCAGGUAGCGCGAGAUACGUUUGGACCGACUUACAUGAUUGCGCGAUCAGCGGCACUAGUGCUUCACGUGGAUGUCGCCAUGAUUCUGCUGCCGGUCUGCAGGACAUUUAUCUCUAUCGCGAGACAGACGCCUCUGAAUGGUAUCAUCCAGUUUGACAAGAACAUUACGUUCCACAUUACGACAGCGUGGUCUAUCUUCUUCUUUUCCUGGGUCCACACGAUCGCCCACUGGAACAACUUGGCCCAGAUCGCUGCCAAGAACAAUCUGGGCAUCUACGGAUGGCUGGUUGCUAACUUGGUGUCCGGUCCGGGCUGGACUGGAUACAUCAUGUUGAUCGCGCUUACGGGAAUGGUGGUGACUUCGUAUGAGAAACCCAGACGGGCGAACUACGAACGAUUCUGGUACACGCACCACAUGUUCAUCAUCUUCUUUUUCUUCUGGUCCUUCCACGGAGCUUUCUGCAUGAUCCAACCCGACUUCGCGCCUUUCUGUGUCUCAGUCGGCAGCUCCGCUAUUGGUGUCUUCUGGCAGUACUGGAUGGUCGGAGGAUUUACUUAUCUGGCCGAGAGAAUUGCCCGUGAACUGCGUGGUCGCCAUAAGACUUACAUCUCGAAAGUCAUCCAGCACCCGAGCAACGUUUGCGAAAUCCAGAUCAAGAAAGAAAACACGAAGACCAAGGCUGGACAGUAUAUCUUCUUUUGCUGCCCGGAAGUCUCACUUUGGCAGUACCACCCGUUUACCUUGACCAGUGCGCCCGAAGAGGACUACAUCUCCAUCCAUGUACGUGUAGUCGGUGAUUUCACUCGACAACUAGCCACGACCCUUGGAUGUGAAUUCGGAAAGAAAGAUAGCAAGGACUCCUCGAAGGUUGUUGGAGUUGAUGGUCAGAACAACGAGGUAGACCCUGCCCUGCGAAGGGUUCUGCCGCGUGUUUAUAUCGACGGUCCUUUUGGGUCUGCCUCUGAAGAUGUGUUUAAGUACGAGGUCUCGGUCCUUUGCGGUGCUGGUAUCGGUGUUACGCCGUUCGCGUCUAUUCUGAAGUCGAUCUGGUAUCGAAUGAACUACCCGCAGAAGAAGACGCGACUUACGAAGGUGUACUUUUUCUGGAUUUGCAGAGAUUUCGGCUCCUUCGAAUGGUUCCGUUCGCUACUUUUGGCCAUCGAGGCUCAAGAUGUUGACGGCCGAAUCGAGAUCCACACUUACCUCACUGCUAAGAUCAAGGCCGAUGAUGCGACAAAUAUCAUGAUCAACGAUGCCAACGCCGACAAGGAUACGAUUACCGGAUUGCGAAGUCCCACAAACUUUGGACGACCCAACUGGGACAUGAUUUUCAGAGGUAUCCGAAAACUGCAUGCGCCGGCCGAGGCUGGUGUGUUCUUCUGUGGACCUAAGGGUCUCGGCAGUGCGCUCCACGUCUUCUGUAAUAAGUACAGUGAACCUGGUUUUUCUUUCGUCUGGGGCAAAGAAAACUUCUAAGGGUUUGUUUGUUAUUGUCAAGAUCUGGUCGAUAUGCUGCCAGCAAAUUCGAAAGCAUUGCCUAAUCACUGGCGCGGGACGCGGAUGACCAUUAUAUUUGUGUGUUAAUCAAUCUAGACCGCGAGCAAUUCAGGCUUUCUUGGACCUCGGUUAGGGUGAAUGUGAGCUUAGACUGUUCGCGUAGACCUAAGGUCUAGCUAGGAUACUUAAUCGGUUCGACUACCAAAUCAGAAGCACACGACCUGGCCGGAAUAGGAAGCGGAACAUCAUCACGGGAAGAAUUUAAUGUAUACCUGAACUCGGGUUGGGCGGAUACCUCCGAGAUUCCCGCCACCGGCGACGAAUCUACGAUGUACGGAAUCGAUGUUGGAGAAGUGGGAACUACAUUAGAUGUUGAUUAUCAUAUAUACCUUUGUAUCUAGUUUACCUGAAUCUGCAAUAUCCUUUUACACCUAGGCUUGGAUUUCCUACUUCUUCUCAACUAUCCCUCUAUUUUUUAUGACUUCUAUCGUGUGAUUGAUUUUCUCGUUUUAGAGGAAUUUACCAGAUAACUAGGAAUGAAACGAGAUAGAGACCUUAUAAACCUUGGUUCUUUGAGAAGUAUU